Molecule: messenger RNA, 1581 nt
Organism: Paramecium tetraurelia
Lineage: Eukaryota; Ciliophora; Oligohymenophorea; Peniculida; Parameciidae
Exons: 9
Biological process (GO): intracellular signal transduction; peptidyl-serine phosphorylation
Molecular function (GO): ATP binding; protein serine/threonine kinase activity
Source: RefSeq, a predicted model, not a curated record
AUGGUAGAAACCAAUUGCUCGUUAUCUCCAAAAAAUAAAUAAAUCGUAAAAGUGAUAUUUAUGAUAGAACUAAACAUUAUAAAUAAUAAUAUUAAUUUGUUGUAAAUGCUUAUUAAUUCAACGAGUUAACGAAAACUAAAACAAAACAGCCUUUCCCAAUUUAGAAGCCCAAUAAUUAUUCCGACUAGUUAACGCAUUUCUCCAGUUACUUCUGGAUUAAAUAGUUUGAAAAACUUACAUAGUCAUAAGGGAUCUUAGAUUGAUAUCAAUAACCUAACUCGAAUAGUCAAACCUACAAAAUUAAGCGAAUCAGUGAAUAAUUUAUAAAUUUAAGUUUGGCUUGCCAAAGCUAAGGAGAAUAUAAAAGUAACAGCUGAUACUAAAUUACAAUUACCUAAAAAACAUAUUAAAUUUCCAAGUUAAUAGUUUAUGAACUUUAAAGAGAUUGUUCAUACAUCAAUUAGCCCUAAACUGAAUAGAGAAAUUUUGUUUAGCAAAAGUGCUUUUAAUUUUGAGUUCGUCAUUGGAAUAGGUGGUUUUGGAAAAGUCUGGAAAGUUCAACAUAAAAAGACAAGCUUGACAUUUGCAAUGAAGGAGAUGUCUAAGGCAUUAAUUGUUACAAAGAAAAGUGUACAUUCUGUAAUGAAUGAAAGACAAUUAUUAAGUUAGUUAAAGAAUUCUUUUAUAGUUAACAUGAACUAUGCUUAUCAAGAUAGAGAAAAUCUUUAUUUAGUAAUGGAUUACAUGAAAGGCGGAGACUUAAGAUACCACAUCGGGAAGAUGAGAAGAUUUAAUGAACAAUCCACAAAAUUUUUCAUUGCUUGUAUUUUAUUGGGAUUAGAGUACAUUCAUUCGAAUAAGAUUAUUCAUAGAGAUAUUAAACCAGAAAACUUGGUUCUUGAUGAAAAAGGCUAUGUUCAUAUCACAGAUUUUGGAAUUGCCAGAAUUGCAAAGACUGAAAAUAAUACUGACACAAGUGGAACACCAGGCUAUAUGGCUCCUGAAGUAAUGUGUAGAUAAAAUCACACCUAUGCCGUUGAUUACUUUGCCUUAGGAGUUAUUGCUUAUGAAUUCAUGCUAGGAAGAAGACCUUAUUUGGGAAGAUCUAGAUAAGAAAUUAGAGAUUAAAUCCUAGCUAAGUAGGUCUAGAUAAGGAAAAGUGAAGUACCAGACGAUUGGUCUUUGGAUGCAGUUGAUUUUAUAAAUUAGCUUUUAUAACGAAAACCUCAAAAUCGUUUAGGAUAUUCAGGUAGCCAAGAAAUCAAAGAUCAUCCUUGGUUUGCUUAAUUCCCUUGGGAUAAAUUGUAAAAUAAGACUUUAACUCCUCCUUUUAUUCCUAAUGCAACUGAAGAUAACUUUGAUCAAAAGCAAAUUAUAUUGGAAGAUGAAGAGAACAAUGAAUUGAUUUAAUCAAAUAUUGUCUUAUUAAGAGAUUAAAGCAUACAAGAUCAAUUCUAAGGAUAUGAAUUUUAUUAUCAUGCUAAUUCCUCAUCAACAGAAUAAUCAUCUGGUUCUUCUACCAAACACAGUCGCAAUCUGAGUGAAAGGAUAUAGUUUGCUGAUAAAAGGAAAAUAAUAUGA